Capronia coronata CBS 617.96 is the source of this 723-nucleotide messenger RNA. RefSeq lists its product as uncharacterized. NCBI's taxonomy places the organism in Eukaryota, Fungi, Ascomycota, Eurotiomycetes, Chaetothyriales, Herpotrichiellaceae. The transcript has 2 exons. Bases 1 to 723 code for a protein of 240 amino acids. The record is from RefSeq and is a predicted model, not a curated record.
AUGCAGAUCCCCUCUCUCAUUGCAGUCCUUCUCUUCGUGACGGCCGCCUGCGCCUCCCCCCGCCCUCAAGAAGUCGGGUCUUCAGGUUCGCCUCGCUCUUAUAGCCAUGGACCGACCUAUGCAGGCAACGGCACUGCGGCAGCCAGCAGCACUGCUGCCAGCACGGCCAUUUCAACGUCGAGCAGCACCUCGUCCGGAGCCCUCACAUCUCCAACUGCACCUCUCGGCGUCGUUGCCGCUCGAAGCGGCUCGCCCAUCCACUUCUUGCAGAUGAAUGCUGCUGGGUUACGCUUCUAUCUGGGGGGAAAGACUCUCUCAUACUGUCCGGACAUUGUGGACGACAUCGGCACCUGUCCGCCUGGUAAUGAGACGGCGUUUUCGCUCUGCAGCAUGGCUGUUCUUGUCCCUGGAGGUCAGCAGUUGUAUGUCACUCCACGAGGCGAGAUUGGUUACACCCAAGCACACUCGACUCUUAUGCCAAAUGGUUCGCUGCCGUGUCCGUUCACCUACUACAAAGCACCUGGCGCACCGCUCGGACUUCUCAGCACUGAGGCCUUUGGGGCUGAUGGGCUGAUGGCAUGCCCCACGGAUGGAGAUGCCUGGCAAGUCUUCGCAAACUUGAAGAACGCCACUGUUCCCCAGGGCAAUAUAUCACAGUGCUUGGGGUUUGAUGGGUUGGCCGUCGACUAUGCCGACCUGUAUGCAGCGUGGGAAUACACUUGA